UCUUACACGGAACGUUCAUGGUGUUACACAGGAAGUCAUAGAGAAGUGGACGGCUUGAGUGUUGAUGUUGGUCAGUUUGUAGACAGUCUAUCAAUUAUUGGUAUUACAUUUUUUUCAAACGUGUUUUAUGAUCUACAUCCAACAUGCUGAUUAAAGUAAAGACCCUCACAGGAAAAGAGAUAGAGAUCGAUAUCGAGCCCACAGACAAGGUGGAGCGAAUUAAAGAGAGGGUAGAGGAAAAGGAGGGCAUUCCACCACAGCAACAGAGACUUAUCUACAGUGGAAAACAGAUGAACGACGAGAAGACGGCAGCGGACUACAAGAUCCAAGGAGGCUCGGUGCUCCAUCUGGUCCUGGCGCUAAGAGGAGGACUGCUGCUGCUCCCCGUGCCCAGGAAAAACCUCACUCCUUAGGGGUCCCGCUCUGUGCCUGUCUGCCCCCCAUCCCCCAGACAGGUGGUGUGGUAUCCAUUACAGUCCGACCCCGGGCCUUCCCAUUACACCAUUCGGAAUUCCGGUGCUCUCCCGGCUGAUGAAAAAGCAACAGUUUUAAAACAGGUUUAAAAACUUUAAGAAAACAAAUGGACUUUGCUUGCUCAUGUGUAGAUGUUCAAUCUGUAACCCACCCAUGCGUUUGAAGUCCUCUGAUGAGCGCACCUGCUCCGUGCAAAAUGACAAGAGCAAGUUUGACACCUGUGGUUAUGUUUGAUUAAAUGGUUCACUUGA
Gadus macrocephalus (Pacific cod) is the source of this 725-nucleotide messenger RNA. RefSeq names its product NEDD8-like. Gene Ontology annotation, cellular component: nucleus; cytoplasm. Gene Ontology annotation, molecular function: protein tag activity; ubiquitin protein ligase binding. Lineage: Eukaryota; Metazoa; Chordata; Actinopteri; Gadiformes; Gadidae. Bases 144 to 413 code for a protein of 89 amino acids. Gene Ontology annotation, biological process: protein neddylation; modification-dependent protein catabolic process; regulation of proteolysis. The record is from RefSeq and is a predicted model, not a curated record. The transcript has 4 exons.